AUGGACUUUGAAAGAAGGCCGAAUCCAAAGGGUUGGACUCCCCCAAAGGCUCCUUAUAAUCCCUAUGAUCCAACAGAUUUAAGACCCCCAGAAGGGUACCCCUCGGAGUUUAAGAUCCCCGGCAACCAACCAUCAGGGUUCUCAUCUGUACCUAGAAACCCUACACAAUACAAGAAGGUUAAUGAGACCAUGAAAAGAUUGAACUACACCCCUCGUCCUGCUUCGGAGUUGUAUCCUGGUCAGUAUAAGGUUUUAAGAAGAGUUGACACCAACCAAAGAUUAAACACUGGUACUCGGUGGUUUGGUAUGUUUGUUGUGGGUACCAUUAUAGUUUAUGGGUCAUUUUUCAUUCGUUGGAAUGAUGGUAGUGAAAAUGUUAUGUCCAGCUUUUAUAGAGCUCGAUUAAAAUUGGAAGAGAAGAUGGGUAAGAAGCUUUCUGAUCAAGAUUAUGAAGAUUUGUAUUAUCCUAAAGAGUCCAAGAUGAUCAUUAAACCGGUAAAGGAUUCAGAAUAUAUUCCUGAUGAACUUAGACGAACCACAGAAAGUGCUUUUGCCUUGAAUACCCCUUCGGAAAGACACGUUUUGGAAGCCACUAGACGUUUACAAGACCAAGAAGAAGCCAUGUUAAGAGAAUUGGAUGACCACGAGAAGUUUGCCAAAACUUUAGUUUUCCACGAAGAAGAGCAAAAUGAUGUGAAGCCUGUUUCUUCCAAAAGUAGUUGGUGGAAAUGGAGUUAG
Molecule: messenger RNA, 738 nt
Organism: Lizanozyma spartinae
Lineage: Eukaryota; Fungi; Ascomycota; Pichiomycetes; Serinales; Debaryomycetaceae
Gene: MCU1
Product: Mcu1p
Exons: 1
Coding region: 1-738 (245 amino acids)
Source: RefSeq, a predicted model, not a curated record